This is a messenger RNA of Stereum hirsutum FP-91666 SS1, 1569 nucleotides long. RefSeq names its product cytochrome P450. Gene Ontology annotation, molecular function: oxidoreductase activity, acting on paired donors, with incorporation or reduction of molecular oxygen; heme binding; monooxygenase activity. Lineage: Eukaryota; Fungi; Basidiomycota; Agaricomycetes; Russulales; Stereaceae. The transcript is spliced from 13 exons. The record is from RefSeq and is a predicted model, not a curated record. Bases 1 to 1569 code for a protein of 522 amino acids.
AUGUCCGUGUUGUUGAAAGCCGUGAGGCAUUGGUCCAGACAGGCUCACCUGCGUGCUUUUCCCGGACCGCCGCGGACAUCGCUUAUUGCUGGCAACCUGAACCAAUUAUUCGACCUAGAUGCAUGGGAAUUCCAAAAAGAAAUCGCAUCGCAUGGGAGGAUUGAUACGCAGUUGCAUAUCAGUGAUCCAAAGGCAUUACACCAUAUCCUGAUCAAAGAACAGGAUGUCUACGACGAGUCGGAUAUGUUCGUCAUGUCAAACAACCUCUUUUUUGGACCAGGCCUUCUUUCCACGCGUGGUGAGCAUCAUCGACGACAGAGAAAACUUCUCAACCCCGUAUUCUCGACCAAGCAUAUGAAAAGCAUGGUGCCUAUAUUCUACACAAUCACACACCAACUCUGUGAUGUUUUGACGAGAAAGGUCAGCGAUGGCACCCAAAGACUUGAUAUUCUCGACUGGAUGACUCGUUUGGCACUGGAGGCUGUCGGUCAAGGAGGUCUAGGAUAUUCCUUUGAGUCCCUCAACGAGGAGUCAUCUAACAACUUCGGCAAUGCGAUGAAGGGUUUUAUACCUACCGUGGCUUCCCUUCAGCUUCUCCGCCAACUGGUCCCAUGGUUCCACGACGUUGGGCCUCCUAGCGUCCGUCGUUGGAUAGCGAAGAAUAUUCCAAUCAAGAGACUCAAUCGCGCAGUACGAUUGACGGAUGUUAUGGAUGAAAUGUCGAGAGAGAUAUUGGACUCGAAGAAGGCUGCGUUAAAAGAAGGCGACGAUGCGAUCAUGCAUCAGGUUGGAGAGGGCAAAGAUAUCUUGAGUAUCCUCAUGAAAGCGAAUAUGGAGGUCGCUGAGGAGGACCGCUUGCCUGAGUCGGAGAUCAUAGCUCAGAUGUCCACCCUCAUCUUUGCGGCAAUGGACACAACGUCCAGCGCAAUGGCCAGGAUCAUCCAUAUGCUUGCCGAGAAUCAAGAAGCUCAGGAGAAGUUGCGUGAGGAGCUCAUCAAAGCGCGUCAAGUGGCAGAAGGUGACUUAGAUUAUGACAGUUUGCUUGAACUGCCGUAUCUGGACGCCGUCUGUCGCGAGACUCUUCGCCUACAUCCUCCCUUCCUUCAAAUGUUCCGAACAACACAACAAGACGCCAUCCUUCCCAUUGGACCCGUCAAUACUAAGAAAGAGACCGCAGUUUUCAUCCCAAAAAAUACUACAGUCAUCGUCGGUAUCAAAGCCCUCAAUUGUGACCAGGCGAUCUGGGGCUCAACAGCUAAUGAGUGGAUUCCCGAACGGUGGCUUUCUCCUCUUCCUGAAACUGUGACAAGUGCUGGAAUCCCUGGAGUAUACUCAAACAUGUUGACAUUCUUGGCAGGCAGCAGGGCCUGCAUUGGUUUCAAGUUCUCCGAGUUGGAGAUGAAAAUCGCCCUCUGCCUCUUGGUCUCAACCUUCCGCUUCUCUCCCUCUGAGACUAAAUAUUCUUUCAAGUCGACCAAUAUUGUCACACCCAUGGUCAACGGGAAGUCUUGUAUGCCGCUCAAUGUUUCAUUGGCGCGAGCCACAUCUCAACCAUUUUCCUCUUCUUGA